Paramecium sonneborni is the source of this 1343-nucleotide messenger RNA. The record is from the annotation of a GenBank genome assembly. NCBI's taxonomy places the organism in Eukaryota, Ciliophora, Oligohymenophorea, Peniculida, Parameciidae.
GUUAUUUUUUGAAGAAUAAGGUAUGACUUAACAACAAAUAUAAUGAUUAGAAUGAAAAGAAGAGGAAAUAAUUAAGUAAUUGAAUAAGAUUUUGAUAAAAAAUUGCAAAGUCGAAAGUAUUGGAAAGAAGAGGAAGAUAAUAAAUUGUAGGCAGCAGUUUAUAAACAUGGUUCAAACUGGAAGUUGAUAGCUGAGUUUGUUUAAGGUAGAAAUGCAUCUUAAUGUGCAUAAAGAUGGAAGAGAAUAAAGCCAAAGGAAGUAAAAAGAUUUAAAUAAGGUUUAGAAUGAAAGAAAUCGAAAAUGGACAGAGGAAGAAGAUAAAGAAGUAUUAAGACUUAUAAAAAUAUAUUAAUUUAACUGGAAAUAAAUAGCUAAUGAGAUAUAAAAUAGAACAGGUAGAUAAAUACGAGAGAGAUAUGUAAAUCAUUUGGAUUCAAAUAUUAUAAGAACACCUUGGAAUAAAUAGGAAGAUAAAAAGAUUUGGGAAAUGUUUUAGAAAAUGGGUACUAGAUGGUCAGAUAUGUCAAAGAAGAUGCCAGGAAGACCUGUAUAAAUUUGUAUAAAUUUAGGAAAACAUGAUCAAAAAUAGGUUUUAUUCAUUUAUCAGAAAAUAAUAUGGAAAAAUAUAAAAUCCUUAUUAUAUUGUACCUAAGAAAGUGAGAAUAUUGGAAGAGGAAUGUUUAAAACAGAGUUAAGGGAUGAAAAAAAUAAGAAAAUUUAAGAAGAUUUAAUAAUCAUUUAAGAUUGAAGAAGAAAUAAGAGAGAAGGAAAUAAGAAACAAUAAAGAGAAAAACUAAUAAAAGUAAUAAGCAGAAUAACAAUGUUAAUAAAUAUAAAUUACUUAGUUUUAAAGUCAAUAUUCUUAACAAUAGUAAUAAUAAAUUUAAUAUUGUUAAUAAUAAUUUCCUUCUUUGUAACACUCUUAGAUAUAGUAAUCUCAAUUUGGAUAAAUAAUAGAUCCAUUUUAAUUUUUUUAGGAUUCUAUAAGAUCAGAUUCAUAUAAAGUAAAUUAAUAUUCUGAAGCUUUAAAAUAAUACUAGGAUUUUCAAAAUUGGUUGAAAGAAUCAUUGAAAUCUUAAUCUGAUCCUGAAUUAAAUAGAAUGUAUAAAUUUGAGACUCCUCCAAUAAUGAGUUUUUUAUAUAUGAAUCCAAGUUUAAUUCAUUCAAUUCAGUAAUAAUAGAAUCCAAUUUAAAUGAAAGAAGAAGAGAAUUAAAAAUUAUUUGGUGGUUUGGAAACAUCUUUACCUGUUUAAAUAAGACCUGAUAUAUUUGAAGAAAUGAAAAAAACAAAUGUUGAACAACAUUAAGAAUAGUUUUUUUAAAGUCAUCAAUAAAAGUAAUGA